This is a messenger RNA of Piliocolobus tephrosceles (Ugandan red Colobus), 545 nucleotides long. Its product is annotated as CMRF35-like molecule 9. Lineage: Eukaryota; Metazoa; Chordata; Mammalia; Primates; Cercopithecidae. The annotation marks the transcript as partial. The transcript is spliced from 5 exons. The record is from RefSeq and is a predicted model, not a curated record.
GACCCUGCUGUCCUCCCUCCCCUUCUCCCACCUUCCAGCUUCUGGUUACAACACACCUGCAGCCCAAGGCAAAAACUCAGCAAACCCAGCCCCCAGGAUUGACUUCUCCUGGGCUCCACCCAGCAGGAACCACAGCCAAGCAUGGGAAGACAGGGGCUGAGGCCACUCCAUUACCAGGGACUUCCCAGUACGGGCACGAAAGAACUUCUCAGUACGCAGCAACCUCUCCUCAUGCAGCGACCUCUCCUCCUGCAGGGAGCUCCCGCCCCCCGAAGCAGCUGGACUCCACCUCAGCAGAGGAUGCCAGUCCAGCUCUCAGCAGCGGCAGCUCUAAGCCCAGGGUGUCCAUCCCAAUGGUCCGCAUACUGGCCCCAGUCCUGGUGCUGCUGAGCCUCCUGUCAGCCGCAGGCCUGAUCGCCUUCAGCAGCCACCUGCUCUUGUGGAGAAAGGAAGCUCGACAGGCCAUGGAGACACAGAGGAACGAGAAGGUCCACCUCCCACACUUGAACUCCCUGGUGUUUUCUCUGAGCCUUCCUUGGCUCUGA